This is a messenger RNA of Helobdella robusta, 1258 nucleotides long. RefSeq lists its product as hypothetical. The transcript has 7 exons. The coding region runs from base 299 to 1087 and encodes 262 amino acids. Gene Ontology annotation, cellular component: cytoplasm. Gene Ontology annotation, biological process: proteolysis; apoptotic process. NCBI's taxonomy places the organism in Eukaryota, Metazoa, Annelida, Clitellata, Rhynchobdellida, Glossiphoniidae. The record is from RefSeq and is a predicted model, not a curated record.
AUAAAUAUUAUAUUAUUAUUAUUGACUUUAUAAUUUAUUCAUAUGGUCUGCUGCACAUCAUAUUUUAUUAUAUAUAAGUACAGUACAAUAUAGUAUAUAUAUUACAACUUUAUAAUGUUUGUAACUAUGGUGUGUGUUAUGAUGGAUUUAUAUUAAGGUGAAUGUGGUUCAGGCAGUUUUAUUUUAUAUUUUUAUUUAUAUCUUAAUAAUUAAUAACAGCAGAAUAUAAUAAUAAUAAUAAUAGUUAAAGUAGUUAAUAAAAUAUUAUAAAAAUCAGUUUCAUUAAGUUUUAUGUUGGAUGGCUAAUUCAAUCUGUGAAAAUUUGAAGUUAGAGGAAUAUAAUUUUAAAAGUUAUUCCAUCAUUGGAAAGUGUAUCAUCAUCAACAACGAACACUUCCACGAGAAGACGGGUCAAUCGAACAGGGAAGGAACGGAAAUAGAUGCACGUAACGCAGACAAUGCGUUCAGAAGAUUGGGCUUUGAAGUAACCUUAUAUAAUGACCUAUCAUGGUAUGAAAUGAGGAAUGCAAUUCAAGAAGCUGCCGGUGACGAUUACGGUAAUUAUGCCUGCUUGGUUGUUGUCAUUUUGAGCCAUGGUAGGGAGGGCAAGGUCUACGCCACCGAUGGAACCCUCCAGAUCGAUUCCGAGGUUGUUGAUAAGUUCAAAGGAGAGAACUGUCAGAGCCUUGCUGGCAAACCAAAGUUGUUCUUCAUUCAAGCUUGCAGAGGCAGCAAGUUCGACCAUGGUGUUGAGAUGAGGGAUUAUGUGGACGGCGUGUCGGUGAAUGAGGUGAGGAUCAUAUCGUCUGAGGCUGAUAUCAUGAUUGCUCACUCGUCAACUGCUGGUUUCUACUCAUGGAGAAACAACGUAGAUGGUUCGUGGUUCAUUGAAUCACUCUGCAAUGUACUGAACAGUGAUCUAGUCAAUGAUGUCGACCUUGUCAGCUUGAUGACCUUGGUGAACAAGCUCGUAUCAGACAAUUAUCAGUCCAAAAACACUGAUGAAAAGUUCUCAUCCAACAAAAAACAGAUUCCAUGUGUCUUGUCUACUUUAAGGAAACUCGUUUUCCUUAGGCCGAGAGAUUAACUUACUCAUCUUAUUAAUUAGCUUAUUUAAUUUAAAAGAUUACAUUUAUUUACUUUAGUUUUCAGUUAAAUUUAUUUCAGUGUAUGUGUUCAAGUUUUUCUUGUUUCGCCGAUUUUGACAUAUUUAAGGUACAAAGUUUUCAUGUCCAAUAGAUAAAUUAUCAUCUCGGAA